AUGUGAGAGACAUAGAUGUGGCUUGCAUGUGGAUGUUCUGCACUGCAGGUUUUGCUGCUGUCUUGUGCUCCGUUCUGUAAGACUUCAUUUCCUCACAGAGUUGGACAGGAAAGCUGGCAGAGAGCUUCAUUUUACCCUGAGGAAAGGGAAGAUCAGGAAAAUGAAUGUGACUCUGCAAAUGAGGUCUAUGCUCUGAAAAGUGAAGAGGUUUCUCUGCUCUCAUCUGAUGACCAUCAAUCCAUGGACACUCCCAACACUUUUGACAGAAAUAUAGUCCUCUUUUCUAUUGGAAGGAACUCGGGUGAUUUCGAUUCUGACCAACAAUCUGGGACGGAAACCGAAAGAAACAAUGUAAGCGAGACCAAAGGAUCUUCCUUAAAGUCGUGCUUGUUCUUCCAGUCUGCACUGCAGGUUUUGCUGCUGUCUUGUGCUUCGUUCUGUAAGACUUCAUUUCCUCACAGAGUUGGACAGGAAAGCUGGCCGAGAGCUUCAUUUUACCUUGAGGAAAGGGAAGAUCAGGAAAAUGAAUGUGACUCUGCAAAUGAGGUCUAUGCUCUGAAAAGUGAAGAGGUUUCUCUGCUCUCAUCUGAUGACCAUCAAUCCAUGGACACUCCCAACACUUUUGAAGGAAAUAUAGUCCUCUUUUCUAUUGGAAGGAACUCGGGUGAUUUCGAUUCUGACCAACAAUCUGGGACGGAAACCGAAAGAAACAAUUCUGCACUGCAGGUUUUGCUGCUGUCUUGUGCUCCGUUCUGUAAGACUUCAUUUUUUCACAGAGGGCAACACGUUGCUCUCACUUCCUACUUUAUUCUGAGUGUCUAUAUGACUGACAGCCCUGAGCAGCCAAUCAGAAAGCGCAACUGA
Tachysurus fulvidraco (yellow catfish) is the source of this 864-nucleotide messenger RNA. RefSeq lists its product as uncharacterized. The transcript has 11 exons. The coding region runs from base 16 to 864 and encodes 282 amino acids. Lineage: Eukaryota; Metazoa; Chordata; Actinopteri; Siluriformes; Bagridae. The record is from RefSeq and is a predicted model, not a curated record.